Quercus robur (English oak) is the source of this 1734-nucleotide messenger RNA. Its product is annotated as serine/threonine-protein kinase AFC3. Gene Ontology annotation, cellular component: nucleus. The coding region runs from base 277 to 1488 and encodes 403 amino acids. Gene Ontology annotation, molecular function: ATP binding; protein kinase activity. The transcript has 12 exons. NCBI's taxonomy places the organism in Eukaryota, Viridiplantae, Streptophyta, Magnoliopsida, Fagales, Fagaceae. The record is from RefSeq and is a predicted model, not a curated record. Gene Ontology annotation, biological process: protein phosphorylation.
CAAACAAUACAAUACAAUACAAUACAAAGCCACUACCCAUGCACAGAGAAGAGAACCACGAUCCCUGACGAAGCGCGAAUCACAGAAACCAAUGAAAAACUCCAUUCCCUCCAUCCCUGUCAAGAUUCUCCUAUUUUGAAGCUUUAUCUAUAAAUCUAUACAAGUCUCAUCAGAUUUUGUGAAAGACUGUUUUGUUGCAGAUAUUACACAUAGAAAGAAGCGGCAAAUACAUAUUGCGGCGGCGAAAGGUGAAAACCAUUGAUUUGGGGUUUGUGAAUGGUGAGCUUGGAAGUUGCACAAGUGAUGGAGAAUCGAACCAAGAAAAGAACUCGCUCCGCGUGGGACAUCACACCAGCUCAACCACAGGCGAAACGGGGAGAGGUGGUGAGUAGUAAUGAAGUGAUAAGUAGAAGAAGACAAGCGUCGCCGCCGAGAAGGGACGACGAUCGUGAAGGCCAUUACGUCUUCAAUCUCGGCGAGAAUCUCACUCCUAGAUAUAAGAUACUCAGCAAGAUGGGUGAAGGCACAUUUGGUCGAGUUUUGGAAUGUUGGGACCGUCAAACACGAGAGUAUGUGGCAAUCAAGGUAGUUCGAAGCAUACGCAAAUACCGCAAUGCAGCGAUGAUUGAGGUUGAUGUACUUCAACAUCUUGCCAAGAAUGAUAAAGGCGACUCCCAUUGCGUUCAAAUUCGGAGCUGGUUUGAUUACCGCAACCACAUAUGUAUUGUGUUUGAGAAGCUUGGACCAAGCUUAUUUGAUUUUCUAAAGAGAAAUAAAUACUGCCCAUUCCCUGUGGAUCUUGUUCGGGAAUUUGGACGACAGCUUUUGGAAUCUGUAGCAUAUAUGCAUGAUUUACGCUUAAUUCACACUGACCUGAAGCCAGAAAAUAUACUUCUUGUGUCUUCUGACUAUGUAAGGCUCCCUGGUUAUAAGAAGGUUUCUUCAGAUGAAAUGCUAUCCAGGUGCUUGCCCAAGUCUAGUGCCAUUAAGCUGAUUGAUUUUGGUAGUGCUGCUUUUGAUAAUCAGAAUCAUAGCUCCAUUGUUUCAACAAGGCAUUACAGAGCCCCUGAGGUUAUUUUAGGUUUAGGAUGGAGUUAUCCAUGUGAUUUGUGGAGCGUUGGCUGUAUACUUGUUGAACUCUGCUCGGGUGAAGCAUUAUUUCAGACCCAUGAGAAUUUAGAGCAUUUGGCAAUGAUGGAGAGGGUGUUCGGACCUCUGCCAGAGCAUAUGAUUCGAAGGGCUGACAAAGGUGCUGAAAAAUAUUUCAGGCGAGGAUUGCGCCUAAAUUGGCCAGAAGGAGCUGUUUCAAGGGAGAGUAUUAGAGCUGUCAACAAGCUCCAUCGUCUACAGGAUCUGGUAUCUCAACAUGUAGAGUCCUCAAGAUUCUCUCUCACCGAUUUGUUGAAUGGUUUACUAAUGUAUGAGCCAUCCGAACGACUCACGGCUCGACAGGCUUUGAAUCAUCCCUUCUUUAAUAAUUUAACUUGAGAAAACAGCAUCAUAAAAGAUAAUUUGUAGUGUACAAUGCUAGUAUAGAUACGUGGCUAGAUCCCCAUCUUGCCCCAAAAAGAGAGGACGAUUAAUAGCUGAUCUGGCCCCGGAAGUCUUUGCUUGUAUUUGUACAAUUUUGUUUGAUUGAAUGUGGAUUAGGUUUUGUAAAUGAUUUUCUUUUUCCUAGUUAGAAUCAAUCUUGGUGAUAUUAAAUAACUAUUGAAGGCAAAUGGCUUGGAGACA